This is a messenger RNA of Astrephomene gubernaculifera, 3870 nucleotides long. The record is from the annotation of a GenBank genome assembly. Lineage: Eukaryota; Viridiplantae; Chlorophyta; Chlorophyceae; Chlamydomonadales; Astrephomenaceae.
AAAUCUAGUUUGAGGACCCGUAGGGGCGAGUGCAUGAGUUGUCGUACAUUGAGCCUUGGUCGUCGGAGGGCGUUCUGAGGGUUGCCUUCCUUGUUGUUUUAUCGUUGCGUGGCUUUCUUCCGGGGAACUUCGUUGGUUUUGUGUCCAGUCGCGGCUAGCCUCUUGUAGUCAACGCUAGUCAAUUGGGGAUAGCCCUCGCUAUCUAGAGCUUGGGCUUGCUGCCUUACCGAGGUCUAGUUUCUUUUCUCUUUACCUAUGAACGCUUAAUUAUUGAAGCCGAGGAAGUUGAGCAGGACGCUAUAAGUUUGCUCAAGCGUGGCAAGACCAAAGCAACGAAAGAGGCGUAUUUUCAGUCGGUUGCCCGCUAUAAGAAAGCCACGGCAGAAGUAAUUCGAGAUAUUGAGCGCAGGCAGCCAUUUUAUCUGGAACUUCGGGCUCGGGAAGACACAUGUCGCGCCAUCUUCAUGCGCAAGUCACAGCUCAGCCAGGCCUUCGCGGCUGGGGCGAUCGUUACGACCCAGGAGGGACACGGUGCGCUGGCGCCGGUCCCACAAGGUGAGCCUCCGGCUGGUGGGGCAACGGGGCAGGGACCAGCGGGGUUGGGACAACCGGCAGCAGCAGUUCAGCCGAUAACAGCGGCAGCAGCAGCGAGGCAGGUUGCAACCGCAGCAGCAGCAGCAGCAACCACGGUGCCCGUACAAGACGAACAUGUGCUGGAUAUUGAGGAACAGGUGGAUACCGAGGGCUUCCCGGCCCUAGCUCAGACACUAGGCCCGUUGGCGCCCCCUCCCGUUAGACAGGCGGCGCCCCAAGGGGUCGAACCAGAGCGCCCGGAAAGGGGAGUGAGGAGGGCGGUGGAAGGUCCGCUGAAGGCGGCGGUGCUGCCGCCAAGCAAGGUCCCCCAGCGCCUGGCGGUCCAGGGCGCCGGCAUCUUGGACUCCUGGCUGGACACGUUGGCGACGGGGCCAGGCGCGGGCAUGACGGCAACGGGGGCUCAACGGUCGGCGCUGGGACCGUGCGAGAAGACCCUUACCUCCAGCAUUGACAUGGAGGACACCGCGGCCAUGGCGCCAUUCAUGAGCGAGUUGCUAACGGUAGCGGGUGUGCAGCGGCUGUCUACCAACCAAGACAUCUUUAACAGUCAUGCCAAGAGCGUCAUCAGCGCUAGCGUGUCGCUGGGCGAGGCCGCGCUGCAGGAGGCGGCGAGGGCGCAGACUACGGACGAGCAAGCACGGAGCUUGAUGGUUGCCACCGCAGCUUACAAGCGGGCGCAGGAGGCGCAGCAGGUCCAGUCCGAGGUCAGCAAGCUCACGCGCUACACUACCUUUCCCAGGGCCAUGCGUUGGCUAAAGGAGGGAGACCCGGAUAAGCUCAACCUAUUGCGCGGCCUCUCCUCUUUCAGCAAGGAGGACUUGACCGACAUCCUGCGCAGUGCGACGGGUCAAGGCACCUCCAGCAACCGAGCAGCGGCUAGGGAGGCGCCCCUCCCGUUUCCGAGCAGCGGGUCCGCAGGCAGCCACGGCGAUGCACAAUAGCGCUGUUUUGUCUGCGACGCGACGGGCCACAGGUUCCGCCACUGGCCCACGCUGGUAGGCCUCCCGGAGGAUGAGAGCGACAGGAAGCUAGCGGCGGCGCGCAGGCGCAUGCCGCGGAGGAACUAGGAACUUCAUGCGCCCGCCAGGGACAUGGCGGGUGCCCAGACGCCGCCGCCGCGGGGGGCGGUGGCGCGGGGAGGCUGCCGGGCGCAUUAGGCGGCAUGGGCGACACUCAUGCAGUGAACGGCAGCAGGCUGUUGGGACACGUGGUGGAGACGGAUGGCCGGUGGUCAGAGGCGCUGGUAGGGCCCCUGGAGGCUUUGCACGCAGCGGCGCUGGCCCCGAGACAGGGCGCCAUGGUGGCGGAACAUGGCCAGCCGGUGGCGACAUCCCCAGCAGUGCCCGCCACGGCGCAGCCAGGGGAGGCACGGCCUAGAUGCCCGACCACACGUCAGGCGAGCGCGGCGGCUCGAGGGCGGUCCCCAAUGGCAGAUCCAGUCGGCAGGCCAUCGGUAGCACAUGGGAGCAGCAGCACCGUGGCGCCUGCAGCGCCGCAGGGAGGUGCAGUGGCAGGGGCGAGCAGCGGGACGGUAACUACACCACCACCACGCUUGGUGCAGCUAACGCCUGAGGCCGUAGAGGACUUGGAGUUCUGGUGGGGGGGUCCUUCGGUCGGAUUCGUCAGUGUGGGACGGCGUCAAGAAGUGCGCUGUAGCGGACCUCGACUUGGUGAGGGGGGAGUUUGGGGGCCCCAGUGGUGCAGUCAUCUUCACCGACGCCAGCGGCUGCGGCUCUGGCGCGGCCUUGGGGCCCCGCGGAGCUGCAGGGGCCGUGGUCAGCGGAGGAGAAGCAGCUACACAUUGCUUGGCUGGAGCUGAAGGCGGUGCGCAGGGCGCUGCAGUCGUGGGCGCCCCGGCUCACCGGGCGGCGUGUGCUGAUCCGCUGCGACAAUACUCAGGCCGUGGCUGCGAUCAGGCACGGCUCCACCCGCAUGCCGGAGGGCCGAAGCGUCAGCCGGCAGAUGGUGGAGCUUGCGAUCCGGCAGGGGUUUGAGCUCCAUGGGCGGAGCAUAUCGCGGGCGUCGAGAAUGUGCGCGCAGAUCGCCUCAGCCGGCAGCUCAGCACCGCAUGGCGCACCGCCGCUGCUUAGGGCUGGCAGCCGGCGACUACCCGGGUGGGUGGUACCUUUGCGCCGGCUGCGUGUUGGCGGCGGCAGGCAUUGGGGCGGAGGCUGCCGAGGGCUACGUGAGCAGACUCGCCAAACGAUGGGUAGUGCAGGCAGGCAGCGCGGUGGCGGCCCGGUCUGCGGCCACCUAUGAGGCGGGGCGCCAGCGGUUCCUGAGGUUCUGCGUCGUUGUUCUGCGCCUUGAGCGAGCAGGAUGCCUUCCCAUGGGGCCAGGACCUCAACCGCUUCCUGGUCUGCCUCUUCAUCACCCACUCGUCGCCGUUAUUGGCACCGUCCACACUCCUUGGGACCGUGAGCGCUCUGCCGGAUUGGCAGCGCGCGCGGGGGCUCCAAGCCGAGGCAGCAAUUAGCGCAGACCCACGGGUCAAGCGCACUCUAGCGCAGGCGUUGCGGAGUCGACCGGCAGACGCCUGCGCCUCUGAACGCCGGAAGGCACCGCUACCCAUCCGCGUCCUUCAGCUGCUGGUCGGGCUGCUCCGGUCAACACGAACCCGGGCGGCUAAUGCAGGAGUGAGCGUAGAGGCCAUUAAGGAGCACGGGCGGUGGAAGUCUCGGGCCGUAGAUGUGUACAUUCGCAAGUCAGUGGCGGUCAGGCGGGCGGUGGUAGAGCAGAUGUGAUAAGGGAUAGGGAAAGGGGGGUUGUCUCUGCGUGGGCCUUGGAUAGGAGCCGGCCACGCAGAUUGGGUCCGUUGCCGUGCCAUCAGUAAUGCGUGUUAGCAGGUUAGCUGAGUGCGUGAGAGGGCACGGGUAGCGCGUCAGGGGCCCAGUUGUUUUAUUCCCCCCUUCUUCAGUUGACUUCUCCCGGCAUGACUGGUUAUUUGGUUGGAGAGUUUAGGUGUUACCGUGUAAUGGUAUAGGGUGGUUAUGUCACGAGCCACUACGGCAGGCAUCAAAAUUAUAUUUUUGGCGUAGCUAAAAAUCUAGUUUGAGGACCCGUAGGGGCGAGUGCAUGAGUUGUCGUACAUUGAGCCUUGGUCGUCGGAGGGCGUUCUGAGGGUUGCCUUCCUUGUUGUUUUAUCGUUGCGUGGCUUUCUUCCGGGGAACUUCGUUGGUUUUGUGUCCAGUCGCGGCUAGCCUCUUGUAGUCAACGCUAGUCAAUUGGGGAUAGCCCUCGCUAUCUAGAGCUUGGGCUUGCUGCCUUACCGAGGUC